UGGAUUAACAUGGAUUAGAUUAUGUUUGUAUAUAUAUCUAUACAGUUCAUCUAGAAUGUUCAGACUCAGAACAUUACUAGAUCUGAACAAACCUGGUUAAGGGUAAACCACCUGGCUGAAAAUGGAGACAUCAGCGUUCAGCUGCUGGGUUCUUUUUCUGCUGAUUUAUCCAGUUGUUCCCAUGUGUCUUCCCACAGAGUUCACAUUGUUCGUGGAAAAGCCAGAAUGUGACUAUUGUGUGGCGAUCAACACUACUAUCUGCAUGGGAGUUUGCUUCACAAGGGACAGCAACAUGAGGGAUAUUUUCCGCUCACGCUUUGUUGUUCAGAGAAGCUGCACCUAUGAUAAGGUGGAAUAUCGCACAGUCAUCCUGCCUGGCUGUGCUAUCGACUCCAACCCUGCAUAUACCUACCCAGUAGCUAUCAGCUGCCACUGUGGUGCCUGCAGAACUGACAGGGAUGAAUGCACACUCAGACUCAACAGCUACGAUGCUAACUGUGCUAAACCAGUCAGGCGCGUUUAUCCUUAUCCUGGUCAAAGCAACUACGUGAUCCCAUUUUAAUUCUUCUGUUAUGUAAGAAAAUAAAGGUUUUUACUUCUUAUCUUAUAAUAGACCAUUGACAGUUUGCACUGCUUCAUUCUAUUUAAUCUGAUUGUUGAAUAAUAAAGUUAUAGUUUGACGUCUUAGUUUA
Xiphophorus hellerii (green swordtail) is the source of this 692-nucleotide messenger RNA. It is a transcript of the gene tshba, whose product is annotated as thyroid stimulating hormone subunit beta a. Gene Ontology annotation, molecular function: hormone activity. The record is from RefSeq and is a predicted model, not a curated record. Lineage: Eukaryota; Metazoa; Chordata; Actinopteri; Cyprinodontiformes; Poeciliidae. Gene Ontology annotation, cellular component: extracellular region; cytoplasm. Gene Ontology annotation, biological process: G protein-coupled receptor signaling pathway.